GAUACUCUGCGCUGCAGCGGGCGCGGGCACUUUAAAAGACUCCGCUCAGGUCGCGGCUGCGGUCGCUGGGAGGGAGUUUGCGUUCAGAGGCUGAGACCGGCGCUGGGGAGCGGCUGUAACCGGCAGCGGCGGCGGGACAUGGGUUGCUCCGAGUGCUGUGUGCGCUGCCUCAGGGGCGUGCCCUUUGCGUCUCUCAUUGCCACCAUGUUGUGCUUCGUGGGGGUGGCUGUGUUCUGCGGCUGUGGGCAUGAGGCACUGGCGGGCACAGAGAAGCUGAUUGAGCAGCACUUUUCCCAGAACUUUAUGGACUACGCCCUCCUGGUGACCCUGGUUCAGGUCUUCCAGUACGUCAUCUAUGGAACGGCCUCCUUCUUCUUCCUGUACGGAGUGUUGCUCCUGGCCGAGGGAUUCUACACCACCAGUGCCGUCAAGGCCCUCUUUGGAGAGUUCAGGACCACCAUGUGUGGCCGGUGUGUCAGCGCCACUUUCAUCUUGCUGACCCACGGAGUGAUGGUGGUGUGGAUGGCGGUCUUUGCCCUCUCUGCGCUGCCCGUCUACGUUUACUUCACCAUGUGGUCAGCGUGCCAGACGGUCAAGCGGGUGACGGAGAAUGGGACCGGCUUCGAGGAUGUGUGCGUCGAUGUCCGGCAGUACGGGAUCCUGCCCUGGAACGCCAGCCCUGGGAAGAUCUGUGGGGCAAACCUGGCCGUUGUCUGCAACACGUCUGAUUUGGAGUUGACCUAUCACCUCUUCAUUGCAACCUUCGCAGGAGCUGCAGCUACAGUCAUUGCAUUGCUCACAUACAUGAUGGCCUCCACCUAUAACUACGCUGUUCUGAAGUUUCUCAGCCGGACCAACUGUUGCACCAAGUUCUAAAACCGCCUGCACCCCCCCC
This is a messenger RNA of Leucoraja erinaceus (little skate), 895 nucleotides long. RefSeq names its product proteolipid protein 1a (gene plp1a). Gene Ontology annotation, biological process: axon development; central nervous system myelination. Gene Ontology annotation, molecular function: structural constituent of myelin sheath. The transcript is spliced from 7 exons. The coding region runs from base 139 to 876 and encodes 245 amino acids. Gene Ontology annotation, cellular component: plasma membrane; myelin sheath. The record is from RefSeq and is a predicted model, not a curated record. Lineage: Eukaryota; Metazoa; Chordata; Chondrichthyes; Rajiformes; Rajidae.